CCUCUUACAGGCGCGCGGCAGUCGUUCCCACAAAAACAACAAGGAGCUAGUGUUGACAGUGACAGCAAUAUCAGUAAUGUGUUGGAAGUGCGAAAAUGACACGGACUCUCAUUUCAACUGAUAAGAUAAGAAUGCAUCAAGAAAUGUAACGUCUAGCAAUCUGUGAUGUUUCCCGUCGAGGAUGUUAAGUACAGACACAAGUUUGCCAACUAGCCAGCAAGCUCGCUAGCUAAAGGUAACAUUUGCUAGCUAGCUAGUCGGUAUUUACCCGAAAACGGCGUUGACGUUGCAGGUGCAGGUGCUGGGAACUUUUUGGGAGACGUGAUUUACGCCAAAUACUGGGACCACGAUGAAGCUUCAGUGCGAUGUGGAAGUCAUCAGUCGGAUGCUCCCUACAUAUGGGAUGAAAGGUCGAGGCAAAGGAGCCAGAGCAGUGUUAUCUAUAGGGAGACACGUGGACAAAACAACGCAGCGGAGUAGCAUCUAUUUGUUGAUCUGUACAGCAAAAGACAGAGCUGGCUCAAAGUAUAAGCUGAAGGAAAACAUUGAGAAGUUCUUCACAAUGUUCAUGGAGGAAGGUAAAGCCACUGUAAGACUUAAGGAGCCUGCUGUGGACAUCUGUUUAAGCAAGGCUGAUGCCAACAGUCUCAAGAACUUCCUCUCCGCUGCGCGCCUGGCUCACAGAGGAAGUGAUGCAGACAGCAUGCCUCUCUCCACCCUGACGCCGGUCCGCGCCCGCGACGUGGAGAAGCCCAAGAAGAAGCUCGUCGUCGUCUCCAAAAAGGACUACCCGCUGACCUCCAACUUCCCGUACUCCCUGGAGCACCUGCAGGUCUCCUACUGCAAACUGUCCCGUGUGGACAUGCGCAUGCUCUCCCUCAAGCUGCUCCGCAAGCUGGACCUCAGCCACAACCACAUCAAGAAACUGCCCGCCACCAUCGGCGACCUGAGCUUGCUCGCCGAGCUGGUGCUCCACAACAACCACCUGGAGGCCUUCAGCCUCGCCCUGUGCCUCUCCAGCCUCCAGCGCACGCUCAAGCACCUGGACCUCAGCCAAAACCGCCUGCCGGCCCUGCCGGCCCAGUUCUGCCAGCUGCAGGAGCUCGUCACCCUCAAGCUGGACGACAACAAACUGACGAGCCUGCCCCCUCGCGUCGGGCAGCUGUCCAAGCUACGCUACCUCUCCGCUGCACACAACCAACUGGCGCACCUGCCCAGCGACUUCCGGAAGCUCUCGUUGGACAACCUGGACCUGUUCGGCAACCCGUUCACACAGCCCAAUCCCUUUGACCACACCAUUCAGCUCAAGUUCCCUCUCACACUGCAGGAAUUAGCUUCCAGGGCUGUCGUCAAUCUCCGAAUCCCUUACGGACCUCAGAGCAUCCCGUUUCACCUGUGCCCCGAGCUGGACGCUGCCAAGGUGUGUGACUGCGGCCGCGCCUGCCUGGACUCCUUCAUCCAGACCUCAGUCAGCAUGAACCUCCACCUGGUCUCCCACACCGUGGUCCUCGUGGACGACAUGGGCGGCACGGAGGCCCCCGUGCAACGCCACUUCUGCUCGCUCAUGUGUUACUGCGAGUUCCUCGACAACUGUGUGCAGCGAGGGGUCAGAUAAUGUGUGUUUUUGUGUGUGUGUGUGUGUGUGUUUUAUCUAUAUAUUUCAAAACGGUUGAGUCAGCUGGACCUUUUUUUUGGCAGCUAGCCAGUGUGGUGAUAUCAGCCUGUUUGGAUAUACUCAUAGAAGGGUGUCUCGAUGCUGUGAUUUUAAAGCUGGCUCUGGACAGUAUGCUGGUUUGUUCACAGCUCAUGUGCCAGUAUUUAAGAGGUCAGACUUUGGAGGCAGAAGUGGCGAUUGGUGGUUGAAUGUUCUAUGUAUGUUAUAUGUGUGCUGUCGUUUUUGUUUUGUUUUGUUUUGUUUUGUUUGUUUACCCUUGUCUGAAUAUUGGGUGCACUUGGACGUUGGAAUAAAGCACUCCAUUAGCCUACUUGAGUGUAAACACUUUUUUUUUUACUUAUUGUAAUGAUUUACAAGCUUGAAUGACUAUUGAAUUUGAAAUAAAUACAAAACAAUAUUC
Sardina pilchardus (European sardine) is the source of this 2075-nucleotide messenger RNA. It is a transcript of the gene lrr1, whose product is annotated as leucine rich repeat protein 1. The transcript is spliced from 5 exons. Gene Ontology annotation, molecular function: protein binding. NCBI's taxonomy places the organism in Eukaryota, Metazoa, Chordata, Actinopteri, Clupeiformes, Clupeidae. The record is from RefSeq and is a predicted model, not a curated record. The coding region runs from base 350 to 1615 and encodes 421 amino acids.